This is a messenger RNA of Trypanosoma theileri, 456 nucleotides long. RefSeq names its product putative ribonuclease H1/H2 small subunit. Gene Ontology annotation, cellular component: ribonuclease H2 complex. The record is from RefSeq and is a predicted model, not a curated record. NCBI's taxonomy places the organism in Eukaryota, Euglenozoa, Kinetoplastea, Trypanosomatida, Trypanosomatidae. The transcript has a single exon. The coding region runs from base 1 to 456 and encodes 151 amino acids. Gene Ontology annotation, biological process: RNA catabolic process.
AUGGGGGAAGAUCACUACCAGCAGCAGCAGCAGGCUUCGGUAGUGCACUCUUUGCCUAUUAAAACUAAUUUUCGGGGUACAACGGAUGUGGAUGAAAACUUUACAAAAUACGUGAAACGCAGUGAGAAUGGGGAUCUGCACAACAACUUUCGUGGACGAACACUGAUAGGACGUGAGGUGUUAAUACCACCUUCUUAUGUUCUUAUCUGUGCAGGGUUAUUUAAACAAGAGCAGAAGUCUCCAUUCGAUGCGGCUGGACAAUCAACUUCCACAUCUUCAGCGCUCGCACAAGUAGAGGCAUCCGCAGCCGAUGUGAGCAUCACUGCCACCACGGACCGUUACUAUCUCUGGGAUCACGAUAAGCGACCAGAGCGAUCACAGGCAUUACAACAGUGGAUUGAACUUUCACAUGCUGUACAUCUUCCCACAGUAGAUAAUACACUUGGGAAGGCAUAA